Molecule: messenger RNA, 456 nt
Organism: Solanum dulcamara
Lineage: Eukaryota; Viridiplantae; Streptophyta; Magnoliopsida; Solanales; Solanaceae
Exons: 2
Coding region: 1-456 (151 amino acids)
Source: RefSeq, a predicted model, not a curated record
AUGAUAGUUGUUGCAUCAACUGCUGAAAUUGUUUCAACAACUGCUGAAGUUAUUGUAGCAACUACGAUAGUUGUUGCGAUAAUUGUUGCAACAACUAUCGUAAUUGCGACAGAAAGUGAAAGAGCGGGUGAUUAUGACGGCAAAAGAGGUGUUGGUAACAAGAAAGGUGGAGGUGGUGGUUGUUGUAGCGGCGACACUAAAGGAGAAGGAGGUGGCAAUGGUGGUGGUAGAGGAGGAGAAAGUUGUGGUGGUGGUGGAGGAGGAAGAACUGAUAGUUAUGGUGAAGGAGAAAGUAGUGAGGUGGUGGAGGAGGAAAAAGAGGAGAAAAUGGUGUUGAUGGAGGAAGAAGAGGAAGAAUUAGUGGUGGUAGAGGUAGUGACGACGACGGUGACGACGACAAAAGGGAAGGAAAUCGUGGCGGCAGAAGCGUGGGUGGGUGAGUGGACCUUUGUGUAA